CGUUGCGACGGGAUUUAGGACACUUGGGAACAAGAACAAAACGUUGCCACAUUACUUUUUAAAUUCCGUUUACGUCAAAAUACAAGUGACGUUUGGAUAGAAAUUAGAAUAUUUUUGUUUACUUGCCAAAAGUUAUAUUUUGGUCCGUCUGAAUAAUUCAUUCAGCAAAACUAACCAGUGUACGCAGAUAUAAUAUAAAAAUAUUUAAAAUGGACAUGCAAGUGCAAAACUUCGACGGCCGUCAAGUGAGAUUUGACCGAGUUUGGAUAGAACAAAUUCUACUGCAAAUUUCUGAUGCCUUUGAGAUUCGUAUAGUAUGGGACGGCAAUGCGGCUCUGUUGACAACAGUGAUGGCAGUCGCUGGGGGUGUGAUGGGUGGGUAUGCUGGAGGUAGAGUUGGUGCAGCGCUCGGAGCUGGUAUUGGAGGAGCUGCAGGAUUUGGAGUGUCAACUGUAGUCUCAUUAAGACAAAUAUGGGAGACAGUGAAGGAGCGGUUGAACGAGCUGCUGUUCAUAGUAUUCAACUAUCUACGGAGACUGGAUGCUGUGGACUACAUGAAUGCGUUCAGAAUCCUUAUGAGGUGCAUGGAGAGCAGACGGGAGCUGGUCUUCACGAUAGUAGAGUUUAUCGCUGACAAACUAAGCACACAAGUUAUGUCCAGUAUUGAUUACCAUCACUGAAUAUACUCAGUAAGUUUACUUUUCUGGUGCAGUGUUCCUCGAACAAACUAUAUAUCUGUGCAAGUGCAGGUGCAAUCAGUGUUAGCCUUUUUGUACACGAUGUCGUACUUUAAGCAUGUACAUAUGACCUUAAAUAUUUAAAGUAACUAGUCACCAUAGCGAAGGAGUAGGUAUCUUGCUGUUCUUUCCUUACCAUAUGAAUUUAUAAAUAAGGAAUUCAAAUUCAAAAUUUAAAAUUCUUUAUUAUCUUAAGAAUAGGAAUGUGCACCAACUUUUGUGAUAGAUAGAUUUUUGGGUUUCAAAAGUCUAUGUGUGUGGAACAAUUGAAUAAAAUGUUUUUAUUUGAUGUGAAAUACGAAGUGAACUUAGUGCACCUGACUGUGUAAGACGUUUAUUUAACAAUGUUAGUUGCAUGUCAUAACGAUACGCUAACGAUACGACUACGGUUAGUAUCGACGUUAGCUUAGUAAGUACUAGUUCAAUACUUUGUGACUCCUUUAGUUUCCUUAGGCUGGGACUGAAUGCAGGAAUUAAUGUGAUAAACAUAGUCUUAACGGAGACAAAUUAUCUGAUUGUAUAAAAUUGUAAACCUUUAAAACCUUUGCAAAGGCGGUUUCAUUCAAAGGGAUAUUUUCUUUACAAUUUCACUUAGAUAAUAUAUUAGUACAAUUACUUGGAAUGUUGAAGAAGACUCUUAGAUUGUAGAAAAACUGAAAAAUGCUCGUAUCUUUUGAAAUAGUUCUCUUUUAAAUGUAGACUCAAAUAUAGCUGUUUUAAUACAGCUUGUGACUAACGUGAACUUAAUGCGAAAUGUAUGAAUUAUUAUUUUUUGAAUAAACAAUUAAUUUCUUUUUGUUUUGCUGUCGAGUCUUCUGAUAUUUUAAUAAUCUGUAUUUAGUAAUGUUUUUAUUUAAAAUAGUUUACUAAAUCAAGGUUUCAGUAGUUGUUGACCAACAUGUAUUUAUUUUUCAAGGUAAAAUAUUUUAUAUAAUGUGUUUAAUAUGAAAUAAAUGUACAUUCAAGGCUCAUAAAGACAUAUUAGGUAUAAAAAUGAUAAACUUAUCAGGUAUUGGUUUUACAUACUUAUAUCUAAAAAGAAAUCAAAUUAGCAUAGCACGCGUGACGUCAUCUGACAUCGAUACAUACAAUAGUAUAGAUAAUAUUUUUUUUUUUAAUAUUUGUUGGGGCGACGUUUGUCCACUAUCUCGCCUGGUGGUAAGAUAUG
Spodoptera litura is the source of this 1905-nucleotide messenger RNA. RefSeq lists its product as uncharacterized. The record is from RefSeq and is a predicted model, not a curated record. NCBI's taxonomy places the organism in Eukaryota, Metazoa, Arthropoda, Insecta, Lepidoptera, Noctuidae.